AUGCCCUCCUUCUCAUCUUUUAGCGGCGCUACAUUCCUUCGGGCCGGUGGUCGAUCAUCUCGAUCAUUUUUCAUACCAAAAAGAACAUUAUCAACUCAUGCAUCGUCUUCUAAUCAAGUGAAUCAAAGAUUGGUCAUAGGAGCAAGUGUAGCCCUUGCUGUUCCCACAUACCUUUACCUCACAAGGGCUCGAUUGGAUUAUCAACCUGAUACCGUACCAGACAAGGUCGAAUCGGAUGUUCCUGAUCGAGUACAUGGUGCUAAAAACGGUAGAGAAGUUGAUAAAAUAAGUAGUAGAGAAGUACUUGAGAAGAAGGACAGUGAUGAGUUUUGGGUAGUGAUCAAUGGCGAGGUGUACAACGUCACAGAGUUCGUCGAUGAACAUCCUGGAGGAAGAGAGAUAAUAGAGAAUAAUCGAUCAAAAGACGUAUCAUAUAUAUUCAAUCCCAGACAUCCAUCUGAUCAGUUAGAACCUGAUAAUUUACCACCAUCAGUCAAACAUCUAGGUCAGUUGGAAAUCGAAUCAGCUUAUGAAAAAGAACAAUUACAAGUCAAGAUUACCAAAUCUGAAGAAGACGAAAAAAUUCGUAUACAAAAUAAAAGAGAUGAAUAUGAAGAAAAAGGUUUAUCCAAUAUUAUAAAUAUGAGAGACUUUCAAAGUGCAGCAGAAGAAUUAUGUACUAAAGUUGGUUGGGCAUAUUAUGCAAGUGCAGCAGAUGAUGAAAUUACAAAAGAAGAGAAUAACACAGAUUAUAAAAAAAUCAGAUUUAGACCUCGUGUUUUAAGAAGUGUCAAAGAAGUGGACGCUUCGACUAAAAUCCUUGGAUAUGAUAGUACGAUUCCAUUAUGGAUUUCGCCAGCGGCAAUGGCUAAACUGGGUCAUCCUGACGGAGAAAUCAACAUGACCAAAGGAGCUGCAUCGACUGGUAUCAUCCAGUGUAUAUCAUCAUUCGCUUCAUGUUCGAUUGAAGAAAUCACUUCCGCCAGAACCGCUAACCAACCAUUAUUCUUCCAACUUUAUGUCAACUCCAAACGAAACUUAGCCAAAGAUGUAAUAAGCAAGAUAAAUCGACUCGGUCUCAACGCGAUAUUAUUGACUGUCGAUGCUCCUGUGGGCGGUAAAAGAGAAAGGGACAUACGUGUCAAAGGAGAAUUUGAAGCUCCAAAAACCAAGGCUUUCGACAAACAAGGUGACACAAAAGGUGUAUCGGAGACCUUAUUCUCUGCCGUGGAUCCUGAUUUGAAUUGGAAUGAUCUCAAAUGGUUAAAAGAGCAAACUGAUUUACCAAUCAUAAUAAAAGGUGUUCAAACAGUCGAGGACGCUGUACAGGCUUAUAAACUAGGAGCUGAUGGAGUCAUCUUAUCAAAUCAUGGUGGUAGACAAUUAGAUACAACCUCAACCGGAAUAUCAACUUUAAUAGAAAUAAGAAAACAUGCUCCAUUCCUCUUAAGACCUGCUCAUCGAAUACCGACAGGACCAUCAAAAGAAUUGAUUGAAAAUCCAGAUAAAUUAGUUCCGUCAAUACCCACAACGGAAAAACCAUUAGAAAGGAAAUUUUCGAUCUUUGUCGAUGGAGGUAUUUGGCGUGGAACCGAUGUUGUCAAAGCACUUUGUUUAGGUGCAGAUGCUGUUGGUGUAGGAAGAGGUUUCUUAUUUGCUCAAACUGUCGGUGGUGUACAAGGUGUAGAGCAUGCCGUUAAGAUCUUCCAAAGUGAGAUUGAAUCGACUAUGAGAUUGUUAGGUGCCACUAAAUUGGAUGAUCUAAGACCAAGUAUGGUCGAUAUUGUAAAUUAA
Kwoniella shivajii is the source of this 1794-nucleotide messenger RNA. RefSeq lists its product as uncharacterized. The record is from RefSeq and is a predicted model, not a curated record. The transcript is spliced from 8 exons. NCBI's taxonomy places the organism in Eukaryota, Fungi, Basidiomycota, Tremellomycetes, Tremellales, Cryptococcaceae. Gene Ontology annotation, molecular function: L-lactate dehydrogenase (cytochrome) activity; heme binding. The coding region runs from base 1 to 1794 and encodes 597 amino acids. Gene Ontology annotation, biological process: lactate metabolic process.